AUGCGCCCUGGCACGUCUACACACUCAAUAUGCGCUCGCUGCUUAAGCCGCGGUCGAUUCUUUUCGACAAUCCCUCAACCGCGCGAACGACUUCCUCCGUCGCCGCCGCGGGCAGGGUAUACUCGACUCACGAACCGGGGACUGAUCUCCAUUAGCGGGGUGGAUAGCACAACAUUCCUCCAGGGUCUUAUUACCCAGAACAUGCUAGUUACGAACGAUCCGAACCACUCGCCUCGUCACACCGGAUCCUAUACUGCGUUCCUCAAUUCCCAAGGCCGAAUCCUGAACGACGCUUUCAUUUACCCGUUGCCGAAAACCGAUAGCGAGGCUGCUUCUACCAAUGACCCGGCGUGGCUGAUUGAAGUGGAUAAGAAUGAGGUGCCGAUACUUUUGAAGCAUCUCAAGAAACAUAAGCUACGGGCGAAGUUGAAGUUGCGGGGUUUGGAAGACGGUGAACGCACGGUCUGGUCAGCUUGGAAGGACCAUGCAGAACCUCGGUGGGCGACGUAUAACCUUGAGACUGAUACGUCCUCUCCAUUUUCUCCGUCGUCGCCGAUUGCGGGUUGUGUCGAUACAAGAGCUCCGGGUUUUGGUUCCCGGAUUGUGACCCCGGGUGCGGAAGAUCUACGGAAUCAUCUCCCUGAUGAGUCCCAGGUUACGGGAUCUGAAGUUGGUCUGGACAGCUACAUUGUGCGCCGGAUAAUGCACGGGGUAGCGGAAGGACAAAACGAGAUCCUCCGGGAGUCUGCUCUGCCUAUGGAAAGCAACAUGGACAUGUCGCGGGGAAUUGACUUCCGCAAGGGCUGCUAUGUCGGCCAGGAGCUCACAAUCCGUACUCAUCACACGGGUGUUGUGCGGAAGCGGAUAGUGCCUGUCCAGCUAUACACUGAUGAUCACAGUACCGUGACGUCUAUCGAUACCCCCGUGUACGACCCGUCGACAGCGAUCUCUCAGCCACCGCGUGAAUCGAACCUUUCCAAAGCUGGAGCGCGCAGAGGCCGCAGUGCAGGAAAAUUCCUGCACGGUAUUGGAAACAUCGGUCUUGCACUGUGUCGGUUGGAGAUGAUGACCGACAUCAUGCUUACCGGAGAAGGCACGCAAUUCAGCCCGGAACAGGAAUUCAAGAUCUCGUGGACUGGUGAGGAAGAAGGUGCUUCUGGCGCGGGUGAGGUCAAGGUGAAGGCGCUCGUACCACCUUGGACGAGGGAAUUUAUUUACUCUGGAAUGAAGAACCAGAAUGCUCGUAAAAAUGAAGACGAUGGUUCCAGGGCAAAGCGUCUGGUGGAGCAGUUGGAAGAGGAAGAAGAGGAAGAUGAACGUCGAAACGAUUAA
This is a messenger RNA of Aspergillus glaucus CBS 516.65, 1332 nucleotides long. Its product is annotated as YgfZ/GcvT domain-containing protein. Gene Ontology annotation, cellular component: mitochondrial matrix. The record is from RefSeq and is a predicted model, not a curated record. Bases 1 to 1332 code for a protein of 443 amino acids. The transcript has a single exon. Gene Ontology annotation, molecular function: protein binding. NCBI's taxonomy places the organism in Eukaryota, Fungi, Ascomycota, Eurotiomycetes, Eurotiales, Aspergillaceae.